Myotis myotis is the source of this 3805-nucleotide messenger RNA. RefSeq names its product ubiquitin specific peptidase 43 (gene USP43). The record is from RefSeq and is a predicted model, not a curated record. Gene Ontology annotation, molecular function: cysteine-type deubiquitinase activity. The transcript has 16 exons. Bases 122 to 3667 code for a protein of 1181 amino acids. Gene Ontology annotation, biological process: protein deubiquitination. Lineage: Eukaryota; Metazoa; Chordata; Mammalia; Chiroptera; Vespertilionidae.
UGCACACACCUGGCCCGCAGGUAGCCUGCGCCCCGGCACCGGUUCGGGGCUGUAAGGGCCUGUUAGCCGCGGGUCCGCUUGGGGCCCGGCGCACGCUCGGGGAGGCGCACGGACCGGAGCCAUGGAGCAGGGCCCGGGGGGCGCGGCAGGAGGGGGGCCGCCCGCGCCCCGGCCCCGCCGCCGCCGCUCCCUGCGCCGCCUGCUCAGCCGCUUCCUGCUGGCGCUGGGCAGUCGCUCCCGCCCCGAGGACUCGCCGCCCCGGUCUGAGCCCCAGCCCCAGCCGCGACACUGCGAUGGCGACGGUGAGGGGGGCUUUGCCUGCGCCCCGGCCCCCGCUCCAGCCGCGCCCGGGAGCCCCGAGGAGGACCGCCCGCCCGGACCUCUACCCCAGCUCCACGCCGGCGAUGGGGCGCGGCCCCCGGGCGCGCUGGGUUUGAAGAACCACGGCAACACCUGUUUCAUGAACGCCGUGGUGCAGUGUCUCAGCAACACCGACCUGCUGGCCGAGUUCCUGGCGCUCGGGCGCUACCGGGCCGCCCCGGGCCGCGCGGAGGUCACCGAGCACCUGGCGGCGCUGGUGCGCGCGCUCUGGACGCGCGAAUACACGCCCCAACUUUCCGCGGAGUUCAAGAAUGCUGUUUCCAAGCACGGCGCCCAGUUCCAGGGCCACGCCCAGCACGACGCCCUGGAGUUCCUACUCUGGCUGCUGGAUCGGGUGCACGAGGACUCAGAGGGCUCCUCCCGAGGGCCAGGGUCCCAGCAGUUUGAAAAAUCUUACGUCAACAUUCUGUCCAUCAGUGUGUGCACCUGCAGCCCUGGGUACCGCUGCUUCUUUUCAGAUGAUAUGGUUUCAACUCUACCACCGCUUUCUCAGCUACGCAUCCUACGGAGCAGGGAUUCCCAGUCUUUUUGUCUCAAGACACAGGAUGGGGGAUCUUUACACCUUCAGCCGGAAGGCAGUAAAGCCUCUGAGAACCACCUGUCACCGUCGGCUCAGCUUUCUCUAGGCCAGAGCUUCGUGCAAAGCCACUUUCAAGCACAAUAUAGAUCUUCCUUGACUUGUCCCCACUGCCUGAAGCAGAGCAACACCUUCGAUCCGUUCCUGUGUGUGUCCCUGCCCAUCCCCUUGCGCCAGACCAGGUUCUUGAGCGUCACCUUGGUCUUCCCCUCUCAGAGCCAGCGGUUCCUGCGGGUUGGCCUGGCGGUGCCCAUCCUCAGCACAGUGGCAGCCCUGAGGAAGAUGGUGGCCCAGGAAGGCAACGUCCCUGUGGAUGAGGUGAUCCUGGUUGAACUGUGCCCCAGUGGACUCCAGCGGUCUUUCUUUGAUGAAGACGACCUGAACACGAUAACAGAGGGAGAUAACGUGUAUGCCUUCCAAGCCCCUCCGCCACCUGGCCAGGGGACACUCGCAGCUCCUUCGCCUGGUCUGUCCGUGUCCCCUCGCUUGGCAGCCCGUGCAGGUCAGCGGUUGUCCCUGCCUGCCCACAGGGAGAACAAGGUGCUAAUCCUCUUCUGUAACCUGGUGGGGUCAGGGCAGCAGGCGAGCAGGUUUGGGCCACCAUUCCUGAUCAGGGAGGACAGAACCAUCUCCUGGGUCCAGCUCCAGCAGUGCAUUCUCAGCAAGGUCCGCCACCUCAUGAAGGGCGAGGCCCCGGGACAGCAGAACCCAGGGCCACUGUUCUCCAUCCGGGUGGUGGGGCAAUCCCUGGCCCUUAGCUACUUGUCCCCACAGGACAGCAGGCCCCUCUGUCACUGGGCAGUGGACAGGGCUCUGCAUCUCAGGAGGCCCGGAGGCCCUCCACACAUCAAGCUGGCUGUCGAGUGGGAUAGCUGUGCCAAGGAGCGCCUGUUCGGGAGCCCCCAGGAGGAGCGGGUGCAGGACGCGGACAGCGUGUGGCGGCAGCAGCAGGCGCACCAGCAGCACAGCUGCACCUUGGACGAAUGCUUUCAGUUCUACACGAAGGAGGAGCAGCUGGCCCAGGACGACGCGUGGAAGUGCCCGCACUGCCAAGCCCUGCAGCAGGGCGUGGUGAAGCUGAGCCUGUGGACGCUGCCCGACAUCCUCAUCGUCCACCUCAAGAGGUUCUGUCAGGUGGGGGGGAGAAGAAACAAGCUCUCCACGCUGGUGAAGUUCCCGCUCUGCGGCCUCAACAUGGCUCCGCAUGUGGCCCAGAGGAGCACUGGGGCCACGCCCGGCCCCUGGCCGUCCUGGAAGCAGCCAGCCUGCCUGCCCACCAGCUACCCGCUGGACUUCCUGUACGACCUGUACGCCGUCUGCAACCACCACGGCAGUCUGCAAGGUGGGCAUUACACAGCCUACUGCCGGAACUCCCUGGACGGCCAGUGGUACAGCUACGACGACAGCAUGGUGGAGUCGCUGCCGGAAGAGGAGGUCAUCACCCGGGGGGCUUACAUCCUGUUUUAUCAGAAGCGGAACAGCAUCCCUUGCUGGUCAGCCAGCAGCUCCAUGAGAGGCUCCACCAGCUCCUCCCUGUCCGAUCACUGGCUCCUGAGGCUCGGGAGCCACCCCAGCAGCACGAGGGGAAGCCUGUCGUCCUGGCGCUCGGCCCCCAGCCCCACCCAGCCCCCGGGGCCCGACCCUCUCGUUUUCACAAGCAGCCUCUCCCGUCAGGAAAAGGGAGGCCUGCAGUCCAGGCCCUUGGUCCGGGGAGAGAGAGGCCGAAGCAUCAGCAUGAAGGUGCCCACUGCCUCUCGAGCCAAGCAGGGGGCCUUCAGGACCAUGCCACUUCGGUGGUCUUUUGGACACAGAGAGAAACCGGUGGUGGCGUCGGUCGAGUUGGUGGAGUACUUGGAGUCCAGACGGAGGCCUCGGUCUACGAGCCAGUCCAUCGUGCCGCUGCUGACGGGCGCUGCUGGCGGGGACGAGAAGUCGGCGGGGCCGAGGUCAAGUGCCACCCCCCCUGCUAAGGGUGAAGGUCGUGAGCAGCGAGCCAGCGAGAGAGGACCAGCCGGCGUGUCCUGCCCCGAGGGCCACCUCAGCCAUGGUGCCGUCCCUGGAGCCUCGGAUGGUCUGAACACAGCGGGGAAACUGGAGGGACAUGCCGGCCACGAUAUCGGGCUCCCCAGGCAGUUGGAUCUGCCGCUCACAGUCACACCCUCAGUGCACACUGAGAAGCGAGCCGGGCCUGAGGGCCAGAGGACUGCGAACGGGAAGGAAAGUGGCCAUGUGGGGACCCAGGACGCCUCAAGUACGGUGGGCAGAUCAGCUCCUCAAAAUGCCUUCGCCAGGGCCAGGGCAGAUGCAGAGGGAAGGGACCCUGAGACAGACAGACUCCCACAGGGGACCCUCACCCUUCUGAGGUCUGUGUUUUUGAAGAAGAACAAGAAGAAUGACAGGGCUGAGGUGGCCCCCCGGGUGGCCCCAGUCUCCCUGGGGAGUGGCAGACUGAGCCCAGCGGUGGGUGAGCAGACUCGAGUCUCGUCCUCUCCCCUGCGGGUGCCGGGGGGCCUGGAGGGCGCUGUCCGCUCUGCACCCAGCUCUCUGCACCUCCCUCGCAAGGCCUGCAGGCCCCCCAGGGCGAGGGCCCCGAGCCCGGCACAGAGGAGCGUUCCCGGGGAGCACACGUCUUUCGGCAGCUUGCAGAGGGUGAAAUACCACACUCUCUCCUUAAGGCGAAAGAAAACGUUACCGGAGUCCAGCUUUUGACGGUGCGUCCAGUGUCGUGUGAAGCUGGCAUCCUCUCAGCUCUGCCCCAAGCAGCUGCAGGCGGCCUGGCUUGCGAGCAGGACUCUGGGAAGCCACUUGUCUUGGGACCCCUGAAAAAUAAAAUGUGUUUGGUCUUCA